Messenger RNA from Parastagonospora nodorum SN15, 156 nucleotides. RefSeq lists its product as hypothetical. The transcript has 2 exons. Lineage: Eukaryota; Fungi; Ascomycota; Dothideomycetes; Pleosporales; Phaeosphaeriaceae. The coding region runs from base 1 to 156 and encodes 51 amino acids. The record is from RefSeq and is a predicted model, not a curated record.
AUGACGGCCAACAAAGCCGCGUAUCUCAUCACGCUCAACAGCGUUACCGACGAUCGUAUCCAGCUGAUCGCAGAUGUUUCGGAGCUUGCUCAGGUGGCCAUGUAUCCUUGGAGACCGCUGCAGGAGCACGAAGACGUACUGCUCGCGUUCGCAUAA